UUACGCUCUGUAGUACAAUUUCAUUUAAGAAAUAAACGAAUAAAGCUAAAUUUUUUAUUUUCCUCUAACUUAUUACUUUUACAGGCAAAACCCGCCGAAUCAAAGAAGUCCAAAAAAGAAAAGGCCCCUGCCGCUGACGCUGAUUCGGAUGAGGAUGAAGUUUUAGAAGAGAUCAUUGAGGGUGAUAGUGACAUUGAAAGUGAUGAAUACGAUAUCCCCUACGAUGGUGAAGAGGAAGAUCUCGAAUGUGACGACGAUGACGACGAUAACAAUGACGGCUCCGGCUCCGACGAUCAGGCGUAAUAAUAAUGUAGUAGUCAAAAACCAUUUAAAUUAAAUAUAAUAAAAA
Rhagoletis pomonella (apple maggot) is the source of this 349-nucleotide messenger RNA. Its product is annotated as bacchus-like. The record is from RefSeq and is a predicted model, not a curated record. The annotation marks the transcript as partial. NCBI's taxonomy places the organism in Eukaryota, Metazoa, Arthropoda, Insecta, Diptera, Tephritidae. The transcript has 2 exons.